AUGGCCAAGAUCAGGAUUGCCAUAAACGGAUUUGGAAGAAUCGGCCGCAUGGUGACUAGGGUUGCUCUAGAAAGAGAUGAUAUCGAAAUCGUCUCUAUAAAUGAUUCUCAAAUCAACUCAAAGUAUAUGAUCUACAUGUUUAAGUACGAUAGUGUUCACGGGAAGUGGAAGAACCACCAUGAAGUUACGCUUAAGGAUGAUAAUACCAUUCUCUUUGGUGACCACCCAGUUAGAGUUUUUAAGGGAAGGGAUCCCUCGUACAUCCCUUAUGAAGAGAUUGGCGUUGAUUAUGUGGUUGAGGCCUCCGGCGUUAUGACAGAUUACGACAGAGCUGCUCUCCAUAUGAAGUAUGGUGCAAGGAAGGUUGUUAUUACAGCUCCAAGUAGCGAUGCUCCUAUGUUCGUUGUAGGCGUAAAUGAAAAGGAGUACACUCCAGACCUUAAAAUUGUUUCCAGUGCAAGCUGCGCUAUCAACUGUAUUGCUCCAUUGGCAAAGGUUAUCCAUGAGAAAUUCGGUCUUGUGGAAGGUCUAAUGACUACGGUUCAUUCUAUUGCUGGUCUUCAAAAGGUUGUUGAUGCACAUUGUCAGAGAGACUGGAGAGUCGGUAGAGCUGUUGGGCGCAACAUCAUUCCUAGUUCCAAUACUUCUAGGAAUGAUAUCCAGCUAGACCUUCCGGCUGUUGGUAAAGUGCUGCCGGCACUAGAUGGGAAGCUGACAGGAAUGGCCUUCUGCAUUCCCACUGUUGAUGUUUCUGUGGUUGACCUCACCUUGAGACUUGAGAAACAGGCAACUUAUGAUGAGAUAAAAAAUGCGAUCAAGACAGAAUCUGAGGGAAGCCUGAAAGGAAUCCUUGGAUACACAGAUGAUGAUGUUGUGUCCAGUGACUUUUUAGGUGACAAUAGGUCCAGCAUUUUCGAUGCCAAGGCUGGAAUUGCUCUGAAUGACAACUUUGUAAAGCUCGUCUCUUGGUAUGACAACGAAUGGGCUUAUAGCUCACGAGUUAUAGACUUGAUCUGUCACAUGGCCUCUGUUAGCCAAGAUGAAAGUGAUCAGGCAGCUAAUCCUUGA
Messenger RNA from Argentina anserina (silverweed cinquefoil), 1068 nucleotides. RefSeq names its product glyceraldehyde-3-phosphate dehydrogenase, cytosolic-like. Gene Ontology annotation, cellular component: cytosol. The coding region runs from base 1 to 1068 and encodes 355 amino acids. The transcript is spliced from 11 exons. Gene Ontology annotation, molecular function: glyceraldehyde-3-phosphate dehydrogenase (NAD+) (phosphorylating) activity; NADP binding; NAD binding. The record is from RefSeq and is a predicted model, not a curated record. NCBI's taxonomy places the organism in Eukaryota, Viridiplantae, Streptophyta, Magnoliopsida, Rosales, Rosaceae. Gene Ontology annotation, biological process: glucose metabolic process; glycolytic process.